GCUUUUAUUUUGAAACGUGAGUGAAGUCCACAGCAGCAACGUUAUAUAAUCGAGUGGGUUGAGUUACAGCUUCAGUUUUCUGUCACCUGGAGAUUCUCACGUACACAGACGUUUACUUAAAGACGUCUGCUGUGCGUCUGCUGCUCAGUCCAGACAACCAGCAGGAGCUGGGAACACUGGGAGAGAACCAGCAGCAGAAACAUGCAGUCCAUAUUAGGAAAGAACGGCUCAGAGACUCCGGAGCCGGUGGGAGCUGAAGUGAAAGGCUCGCUCCCGGUGUGGCUUCAGGGGACACUGAUCAGGAACGGACCGGGACUCUUCUCUGUCGGCAGCUCCCAGUACAACCACUGGUUCGACGGCCUGUCACUCAUCCACAGCUUCACCUUCUGCAACGGUGAAGUCAGUUACAGGAGCAAGUUUCUGAAGAGCGACACCUACAAAAGAAACAUCCAGGCCGACAGAAUCAUGGUCUCCGAGUUCGGAACCAUGAUCUAUCCAGAUCCCUGCAAGAACAUCUUCUCCAGGACGUUCACGCACCUCUGUAACGUCGUCCCCGACUUCACGGACAACAACCUGGUGAACAUCAUUCGUUACGGUCGGGACUACUACGCGUCCUCCGAGGUGAACUACAUGAACCAGAUCGACCCGGAGACUCUGGAGACUGUGGGCAGGAUCAACUACAGGAACCACAUCGCUCUGAACCUGGCCACGGCUCAUCCCCACUACGACGACCAGGGCAACACCUACAACAUGGGCACCUCCCUCAUGGGCCCCGGGCCCCCCCGAUACAUCAUCUUCAAAGUCCCAGCGGACACUCCAGAAAAGGGGCGUGGCAAGCCGGCGCUGAGCAGAGUCCAGAAGGUUGGUUCCAUCCCGUUCCGAUCCACUCUGUCCCCGAGCUACUUCCACAGCUUCGGCAUGACCGAGAACUUCUUCAUCUUCGUGGAGCAGCCGUUCAAGCUGGACAUCGUCCGCCUGGCCACCGCCUACUUCAGAGGCGUCAACUGGGGCAGCUGCCUCCGAUUCGACAAGGACGACAUCACGCUGUUUCACGUCAUCAACAGAAAGACAGGAAGGGCGGUUAAAACCCGGUUCUACAGCGCCGCCCUGGUGGUCUUCCACCACCUCAACGCCUACGAGGAGGACGACCACCUGGUGUUCGACAUGAUCACCUACAAAGACAGCAGCCUGUACGACAUGUUCUACCUCCAGAACCUGAAGACCAGCAGCUUGUCCCAGAGCAACGAGAGCUUCUGUCCACCGACCUGCCAGAGGUUCGUGCUGCCGCUCAGCGCCCACAAGGAGUCUCCCAGAGGAAUCAACCUGGUGACGCUGGUGGACACGACGGCCCAGGCGGUGGUGCAGGAGGACGGAUCCGUCUUCUGUCAGCCCGACACUGUUUUCAUAGGUCUGGAGCUGCCGGGAAUCAACUACAGCUUCAACACUAAAAAGUACAGAUACUUCUACGGCUCCAGGGUGGAGUGGUCUCCUCAUCCCAACAAGAUCGCCAAGGUGGACAUCGUGACCCGGGAACACAUCGAGUGGACGCAGGACAACUGCUUCCCCUCGGAGCCGGUGUUCGUGGCGUCUCCAGGAGCCGCGGAGGAGGACGACGGAGUGAUCCUGUCCUCCGUCAUCUCUCCAGAUCCAAACAUCUCUCCCUUCAUGCUCAUCCUCAACGCCAAGAACUUUGAGGAAAUCGCCCGAGCCUCCAUCCCGGCCGACGUCCACAUGGACCUUCACGGACACUUCAUCCCCGCGGCCGUCUGACCAGCACCUCGCUCACCACGUUAUUUAUUCUCUGAUGUACAUUCUGUAAUAUUUGACUAUGAAUUAACUUUCAGACAUGAGCCUCUUUCUCUUUUUACUUUAUCUCUGCACAGGAUUUAUUUGUCUCUUAAAUCACAAACCAAUUGAAAGUGAGAUCCUCAGUAAAUUUUAAAAUUCUGUUUCCAUCUUUCUCAACAAAUUAACUGUUUAAUUUUCUGAUAUUUGUUGUAUUGCAGAGACGUAUUUUUAUUUGAGACAAUAAACUGAGUCAUUUCCAA
This is a messenger RNA of Pleuronectes platessa (European plaice), 2048 nucleotides long. RefSeq names its product beta-carotene oxygenase 1, like (gene bco1l). Lineage: Eukaryota; Metazoa; Chordata; Actinopteri; Pleuronectiformes; Pleuronectidae. Gene Ontology annotation, molecular function: carotenoid dioxygenase activity; beta-carotene 15,15'-dioxygenase activity. Bases 202 to 1770 code for a protein of 522 amino acids. Gene Ontology annotation, biological process: carotene catabolic process; retinal metabolic process. The record is from RefSeq and is a predicted model, not a curated record. The transcript is spliced from 11 exons.